AUGAACAAUCGACAGACAGAACAGUCGACAGAGUCAGCCACUCCUUUUCUCUAUUCGAGCUCUAAUUCAAAAGAUGGAAAUGUUCGUCGAGAUUCCCUGGAUCCGUCACUUUCAUCGUUUGUUGAUGAUCGUCGACUUCGCGAGAAGCAAUUUCUGCUUUCUUGCGAACGAGGGGAUAUUGGGAGUGUUCGAAAAUGUCUCGAAACGGCAAAACAAGAUGCUUUCGAUAUAAAUUGCGUGGAUCCAUUAGGAAGAAGCGCUCUACACAUUGCCAUCGAAAAUGAGAACAUCGAGAUGAUCGAGCUACUUCUCGAUCAUAAUAUAGAAACCGGUGAUGCGAUUCUUUAUGCAAUCGGUGAAGAGAACGUGGAAGCUGUCGAGAUUAUCGUUGAACAUCUCGAGAAAAUCGACAAGUACAAUCCAGAGACCCAAGGCGUUGAAAUUAAUGAGCACUCGGCUUUCACUCCCGAUAUGACACCGAUCAUUCUUUCAGCACACAAAGACAACUACGAAUGUAUAAAGUUAUUUCUCGACAAGAAAGCUACGGUACCACAUCCGCAUGAUGUGCGAUGCUGUUGUCCGGAAUGUGAAACGGCUCGAGAAGAGGACUCACUGCGCUUAUCCCGAUCUCGACUCAAUGCUUACAGAGCUCUCACAAGUCCAUCGCUAAUUUGCCUUUCCGCAAAGGACCCAAUUCUAUAUGCAUUUGAGUUAAGUUGGGAACUGCGAAGGCUCUCAUAUAUUGAGAACGAGUUUCGCAGUGAGUAUCAGGAACUCUCACAAAAAUGUCAGAAAUUCUCGGUGAAUAUGUUGGAUCAAGUGCGAGGGAGUAAAGAGCUCGAGAUUGUGCUUAAUCAUACGACAAAAGCUUGGCAAGAUGUUACUUCUAGAGGUACAACAUCGUCUGAUCAGUUGGCAAGGUUGAAAUUGGCAAUUCAACUGAGGCAGAAAAGGUUUGUCGCUCAUCCAAAUUGUCAACAACUUUUGGCCGGCAUUUGGUACGAGGGAUUGCCGGGUUUUCGAAAUCGACAUAUCGUUUUUAAAGUUCUACUAAUCUUAGCCGUUUCGAUGUGUUUCCCGUUACUUUCCGUUGUUUAUCUCUUCGCUCCUCACUCUUCAAUCGGCGCUUUCAUGCGGAAACCUUUUGUCAAAUUCCUUUCCCAUUCUGCUAGCUAUAUUUUCUUUUUAUUUUUACUAAUUUUGGCAAGUCAACGAAUUCAAUCGAUUGACAACCUUUUUGGGAAAGAGCAACUAGUGGAUGGGAUGGUGAGCACGAGGAAAGAGAGGCGAGGACCGGCACCCACUCCUGUGGAAAUGGCCAUUCUUGCAUGGGUUUCCGGAUUAAUAUGGGUAGAAAUCAAGCAACUCUGGGAUUCGGGUCUUCACGAUUAUUGCCACAAUUUGUGGAACAUUCUCGACUUUAUCACCAACUCGUUGUAUCUAUCAACGGCUGCACUCAGAGCUGUCGCCUAUUAUCAAGUGGAAGCAGAAGCGGAGAACAAAGCCACCGCACACUUGGCUGGGAAGUUGUUGAGAAGAGAUUGGGAUGCUUGGGAUCCGACACUGAUCUCGGAAUCAGUUUUUGCUACUGCAAACAUCUUCUCUUCUCUAAAAUUGGUUCAUAUUUUCACGAUCAAUCCUCAUCUUGGUCCCUUGAAGAUCUCACUAGGUCGAAUGGUAUUGGAUAUUCUGAAAUUCUUCCUUGUUUACUGUCUUGUUUUGUUUGCUUUCGCGUGUGGCCUCAAUCAACUCAUGUGGUACUAUGCUAGUAUGAGGGAAAUGGAGUGCUUAAGCUACAAGAACCUUGUUGGGCGUGAAGAGGAAUUUCGUGAUGAUCCGAAUUUUCAAAAGAAUCUUAAAAUCUAUGAGGACAGUUGUGAUCCGAAAUAUCGAUCGUGUGCAAGUCUCUACUCAUCAAUGGAAACCCUUUUUUGGGCAUCAUUCGGUAUCAUCGAUUUACCACAUUUCGAUAUUCUUGAAGAGCAUUGGCCAACACAGUGGACGGGACGGACGAUCUUCGGCGCUUACUGUUGGUGUUCGGUGAUUGUGCUGCUGAAUAUCAUUUAUCAUACGGUGGAAACGUUAUUCUGGGCGAUGUUCGGCCUCGUCGAUCUCACUCAUUUUUCUCUCAAAGAGGGACAUCGGGUUACAGAAUGGACGGGGAAAACGAUUUUCGGCUCGUAUUCGGUGAUCUCAAUCAUUGUUUUGCUCAAUAUGUUAGUGGCGAUGAUGGCUAAUUCAUAUAUGUACAUCUCCAAUCAAGCCGAUGUGGAGUGGAAAUUUGCGAGAUCGAAACUGUGGAUUGAAUAUUUCGACGACACGGCCACUCUCCCACCGCCUUUCAACAUGAUUCCAAGCCCAAAAUCGUGCUACUACGCGCUGCAAUGGGUGCUCGAAAGGUUUUGUUGCGCGAAAAUCGUGCAACAAGGCAAGCAGAAGAGCAUGCGGAAUCAGAAGAUUUUGCGCGUAGUGAACGAUCUGGAAAACAACUAUCGUUUUGUGACACGAAAUCUAGUGAAGCGUUAUAUUGCACAGAUGCAAAGGAUGAAACAACAGAAUGAAGGAGUUUCUGAGGAUGAUGUCAAUGAGAUAAAACAAGACAUCAGCGCUUUCCGCUACGAAUUGCUGGGAAUUCUGCGCGCUGCCGGCUUCAACACUGGUCACACCGAUAUCAAUCAGAAGACUUAUUCUCGAAACAAAAAACGCUCGGCGAUGGCGGAGCGUCGAAUGCUGAAAGGAUUGCCCGAGUUCGAGAUGCCUGUACCCGAGAGUUUCACGAAUCCAAAUCGACGCAUAAGUAUCCCCGGCACACCUGAGACAACAAAACCGAUGCAAUUGCCUCUAAAACUUCCGCAACUUAACUGGAGACGAUUGAAGAAAAAGGUGUCGUUUCGGGGCGCGGAAAAGCGGGCGCCCUCUGGGGCCGAGCACUUCACGGAGUCUCCGGAGGAGGAGGAGGAGCUGGAGGAAAUGGAAAUGCAAGUGGUCGAGCAGGAGGAAAUCAAAUCAACGACAACACACAGACAGCAAUCGCCACAUCAUCGCAACAACCACUCCAGCUACCAAAGCCACGAGCAACACCGCUUACCCCUCGAGGACAUGGAGGAAAGCGGUCGAAUGGGGACUCGUUGGGGGGACCAGUCGCGGAUAGUGGGGCAAGCCCGAUUGUUGGCAGGAGGAGCAUCAGUAGCGGGGGAAUCGAGCGGCGUGCUCCGCUCGCGUCAUACGAAUCCGAAUUCGGAUGUCUGGAAUCUGGAUGGAAAGCGUCAUCCGAAGAGCAUGUCAUUUGAUGCAGCCGCCACUUCUCGUCACAAUCCUUUCAUCGAUGCCCUACAGAGAUUUUCGAAUGCCUACAACGAUCGUCCUCGUUUAAAAAAGCAAAAGCGUCAAAGCGAAGAGACGGUACUUGAAAUGAUCGACGCUGAUGAAAUUCUC
This is a messenger RNA of Mesorhabditis belari, 3435 nucleotides long. The record is from the annotation of a GenBank genome assembly. NCBI's taxonomy places the organism in Eukaryota, Metazoa, Nematoda, Chromadorea, Rhabditida, Rhabditidae.